Ceraceosorus bombacis is the source of this 833-nucleotide messenger RNA. The record is from the annotation of a GenBank genome assembly. Lineage: Eukaryota; Fungi; Basidiomycota; Exobasidiomycetes; Ceraceosorales; Ceraceosoraceae.
AUGCGCGUUGGGCUAUUCAUGGCGACCGCACAAGACGGCGAAGCCAACACAAGGCAUAGGUCUCCUUUGAAGAAGGCUUGGAAGGGGGACAAGAGCAGUCGUUUGGUGGUGCAAGUGGUCUGUCAGGGGGAAGUCGUGCUCUGGCAGUGGGCUACAGCUGCAAUGGACCACGACAAAGCCAUGCUGAUAUGGCUCGGCCUGCCUGGCUGGCAGGCUAGCCGCGCGUCGGAGACUUGGAAUCCCAUUCUAGCCAGUCGCUGGAAACGCUGUGGCCGAUUGGACAUCCAAGACUGACGCCGUGCUCUUCCUCGUUUUCCACAGCCUAAGCAAGUGACCGACAUCAAGCAAUUCCUCGAAAUUGCGAGGAGAAAGGACGCCAAGUGUGAGUGUGCUCUGGUGUCGUCAUCCAUCUUCAUUGACUGCAUUGAUCGCCAGCUGACUUUGACCGCCUACUUACAGCCGCUCGCGUCAAGAAGACGCUCAAGGGCAACUCCACCCAAACCAAGUUCAAGGUUCGUUGCAGCCGAUACCUCUAUACUCUCGUGGUCGAUGACGCAGCCAAGGCCGACAAGCUCAAGCAAAGCUUGCCACCUGGUGAGUGCCGUGUGCAUGCGAUGAGAUGUGGGGCAUUGAAGGAGAAAGGAGGCGGGAACAUCGACUUUUGAACCUUCCCAGCGGGCCAGCAUGGCAGCAACGCCUCUGCCUUGACGAAAGCAUCCACAGCUCCACAUUUGCUAGGCGCAGUCAUGUCUGACCCUCAGUCCACUCGUGCUUCAGGCCUCAACGUUCAGGAUGUCGGUCUUGUGGGCGUGAAGGGCAAGCUCCGCAAGUAG